Messenger RNA from Cynara cardunculus var. scolymus (artichoke), 1485 nucleotides. Its product is annotated as trihelix transcription factor PTL-like. The transcript is spliced from 2 exons. Lineage: Eukaryota; Viridiplantae; Streptophyta; Magnoliopsida; Asterales; Asteraceae. Bases 58 to 1302 code for a protein of 414 amino acids. The record is from RefSeq and is a predicted model, not a curated record.
UUCACCGCCGCCGGCAACUCAAGACUCCAUUUUCCGGUACCGGAAGUGCCAUUUUACAUGCACCAAAUGCUAAACCCUAAUGAUCCACCACAACCACCAGCUCAUACUUUUCAUGACAACGCCACCACCGUCUCUCCGCCUACUCCUCCACCGCCGCCGUAUUUAGCUCAAACCGGAUGGAACGCCGGAGGCGGAGGUGUGAUCAACCUGAACCAUCGUACAAACAGUUAUGCAGCGAGUACAACCAUUCGAUGGCCACGGCAAGAAACACUUUCGCUUCUUGAAAUCAGAUCUCGACUCGAUUCUUGUUUUCGGGAAGCGAGUUCGUCGAACCAUAAAGCCCCUUUAUGGGAUGAAAUCUCCAGGAUUAUGAACGACGAAUAUGGGUACCAAAGAAGUGGUAGAAAAUGCAAAGAAAAGUUCGAGAAUUUAUACAAAUAUUACAAGAAAACUAAAGACGGGAAAGUUGGCAAACACGACGGUAAACAUUACCGGUUUUUCGGCCAACUCGAAGCCCUUUUCGGAGAUCAACAACGUACGACGGUGGCUUAUCCGAUCAGCCAAUCGAAUUAUUCGUCUGAAUAUGGAACGCCAUCGAAUGAGAAGAACCGAAGAACCGACUACGAGUUCGAAACCGAUGAAUUCAUUGCUGCGAUUCAGGAUUCGAUUGAUUCUCAGCUUUCGAAACUGAUGGUUAAACAAGAUGAAUGGGGGGAGAAGAUUUUGUGUGCCAUCGAUCGUAAAGACCAAGAGAGGGUGGUUAUGGAUGAAGAAUGGCGGAAACGGGAGGCGGCUCGAUUGGCUCACGAAUACGAAUCUUGGGCUAACCAUGUGGCUCGAAUCGAGACUCGCGACAAAUCGUUACUCGAUGCUUUGCAAAACCUAAUUAGGGUUAGAUCGAGAGGGUCUAGUUAUCGGGACAUGGAUCCGGUGGCGAAUCCGAAAGGAAACGAGUGCUCGGAUCAUCGCGAUAAACGUAAAGAUUGGAGUGAACCCGAGAUCUCUAGCUUGAUUCAUAUACGAAUAAACAAAGACGGUAAAUUUCGAGAUGGCGAUCAAGAAGACGGGGAGAGAAUUUGGGAGGAGAUCGCUUUCGAAUUGUCUCUUUUGGGAUACAAUCGAAAUGGAAUCGAUUGCAAAGAGGCAUGGGAAAAGCUUUGUGUCGACUUUAACAAGUCGAAAAUGGAAUGCGAGAUCGUGAGCAAAGAGGUUUCUUCGAGAACAAGCAACGCGGUGGACGAUAACGACGAUCGGAAUAGUUGUCUCCGAGCAAUGACGAUGAACAUCGACGGCGAACGUUAGUCGGAAACUAUGUAAUCAGUCCGAUCAAGGUAGGUUAAGUUGUUGAUUUCUAAAUUAGAGAAGUUCAUAGGAUGAUCCUUUGUAAAAUAAUGUCUGUGUUUGAGAAGAUUGCUUUCGAAUGCUAACCCUAAACUCGUGAUGCUGGGUGUGUUUGGUGUCCAAACAGGACGUGAUAGAACAACU